This is a messenger RNA of Mandrillus leucophaeus (drill), 1481 nucleotides long. RefSeq names its product family with sequence similarity 117, member B (gene FAM117B). Bases 127 to 1164 code for a protein of 345 amino acids. The transcript has 7 exons. The record is from RefSeq and is a predicted model, not a curated record. Lineage: Eukaryota; Metazoa; Chordata; Mammalia; Primates; Cercopithecidae.
AAAACACGACAGCCUUCUUCAAGCCCCUCCAGUAUUAUCCGACGCACUUCCUCCCUGGAUACUCUUGCUGCACCGUAUCUUGCCGGGCACUGGCCUCGUGAUAGCCAUGGGCAAGCUGCACCUUGCAUGAGGGACAAAGCUACACAGACAGAGAGUGCAUGGGCUGAAGAAUACUCUGAAAAGAAGAAAGGAUCUCAUAAGCGCUCAGCAUCUUGGGGCAGUACAGAUCAACUUAAGGAGAUUGCAAAAUUACGCCAGCAGUUGCAGAGAAGUAAACACAGCAGUCGGCAUCAUCGAGAUAAAGAAAGACAGUCUCCAUUUCAUGGCAACCAUGCAGCUAUUAACCAGUGUCAGGCUCCUGUUCCAAAGAGUGCACUUAUUCCUGUAAUUCCCAUCACCAAAUCAACAGGCUCCCGGUUCCGGAAUAGCGUGGAAGGAUUGAAUCAGGAGAUUGAAAUAAUAAUUAAAGAGACUGGGGAAAAGGAAGAGCAACUUAUACCGCAAGAUAUUCCAGAUGGCCAUCGUGCUCCACCCCCCCUUGUACAGAGAAGUAGCAGCACACGCAGCAUCGACACACAGACCCCUGGUGGGGCAGACAGGGGGAGCAACAACAGCAGCCGUUCCCAGUCCGUGUCCCCAACAUCGUUCCUCACCAUUUCCAAUGAAGGUAGUGAGGAGAGUCCUUGCUCAGCUGAUGACCUGCUUGUUGAUCCCAGAGAUAAAGAGAAUGGGAACAAUUCUCCUUUGCCCAAAUAUGCAACCUCACCAAAACCUAACAACAGUUAUAUGUUCAAAAGGGAACCUCCUGAGGGCUGUGAAAGGGUCAAAGUCUUUGAGGAAUGCUCGCCAAAACAGCUUCAUGAAAUCCCAGCCUUUUAUUGUCCUGACAAAAACAAGGUGAAUUUCAUUCCUAAAAGUGGAUCUGCUUUCUGCCUCGUCAGCAUCCUCAAGCCACUCCUUCCCACCCCAGAUCUUACACUCAAGGGCUCUGGCCACAGCCUGACAGUCACCACUGGCAUGGCAACCACUCUGCUGCAGCCUAUUGCUGUGGCCUCCCUGUCUACAAACACAGAGCAAGACCGAGUCUCUCGAGGAACAAGUACAGUCAUGCCAUCAGCUUCUCUACUCCCACCACCAGAACCAAUUGAGGAAGCUGAAGGAUAGGUCACAGUGCAAAGUGGCUGUUGUUCUGGGAAAUUGGAAACCUCCUCAGAUCACUGGACUCUGAUGGCAUCGUGCACUUCUGGCCAGCUGUGGUUUGCUCCAGCUCUCCAGUGACAUGUGACGGUGAGGCUUCUGGAAGAAAGGAUCCCCCAUGAUGGCUCUGCCUGACUUGUGAACGCCAACCCUCAGUGCUUAGCCUGGUUUUUAUCAAAGCACUGAUUGCAACAAGAAAGGUCUCAUUCUUUACCUUUGGAGAGACAGUAUCACGUUUUUGUUUUCGAAUUAGACUUCUUUAAAACACACACACACACACACAC